AUGCAUGUUCUUCGUCGAAUCAAAUAUUAUCAUUUACCAUGUCAAGAAUAUUCAUCAAAUCUUUCUUGUUUUUAUGAUGUUCUUCAUAUUUGUUUAUGUUAUGAUUAUGAAAAACAACGUUUAGCAAAUUGUUUUGACUUUAAUCAUAAUAUGAAAUUUGAUUGUUUAGGUCAAAGUGUCUGUGAAAAUGAAGGUGAAUGUUUUCAAGACACUCCAGAUUGUCCACAUAGAUCAAUGUGUAUUUGUCCAAUAUGUUUUUAUGGAACACGAUGUCAAUUUAGUUCAAGUGGAUUUGGUUUAUCACUUGAUGCUAUCUUAGGCUAUCAUAUUCAACCACAUUAG
Molecule: messenger RNA, 342 nt
Organism: Rotaria sp. Silwood2
Lineage: Eukaryota; Metazoa; Rotifera; Eurotatoria; Philodinida; Philodinidae
Source: the annotation of a GenBank genome assembly